GGCGCCCAGGCCUGCGGGCCGCAUGGCUGGGGCUCCGGGCGGUGGCGGGCCAGGCCCAGCGGCGGGGGAGCCGCUGCUGCAGCGACGCGACUCAGGCCAGGGCUCGCCCCAGCCGCCGGCCCACGGGAAGCCCCAGGAGGCCUUCCUCUCCGGCUUCUUCACCCAGGACCAGAGCUGCCCGCUCAUGCUCCAGAAGACGCUAGAGACGAACCCGUACGUCAAAGUUCUCCUUGAUGCUAUGAAACACUCAGGUUGCCCUGUUAACAAAGGGAGACACUUCUCCUGCGAAGACUGUGACGGGAACGUCAGCGGAGGGUUUGAUGCCUCAGCGUCUCAGAUUGUUUUGUGUCAGAAUAAUAUCCGAAAUCAGGCUCACAUGAGCAGAGUUGUUACCCACGAGCUCAUUCACGCCUUCGAUCAUUGUCGGGCUCACGUCCACUGGUUUUCCGAUGUCAGACAUUUGGCAUGCUCAGAGAUUCGAGCUGCAAGCCUCAGCGGAGACUGCUCACUCCUGAAUGAAAUCUUCAGGUUACGUUUUGGAUUAAGACGACACCACCAGAUUUGUGUGCGGGACAGAGCUGCUCUUUCAAUUGUGGCUGUGCGGAACAUCAGUAGAGAAGAGGCCCAGAAGGCUGUGGAUGACGUUUUUGAGUCCUGUUUCAACGACCGUGAGCCUUUUGGCAGGAUCCCCCAUACUAAGAUGUAUGCCAGAUACGCUCACAGGGACUUUCAGAACCGUGAUCGCUAUUACUCGAACAUAUGAAGAUGGUGGCCGUCUGUAUCCCUGAACCUCAGGACCAUGAGGGAGAUGUCCCUAGACACAGAGUCUACAGUCGUAUGGAAUAAAGUGCAUAAGGAGCUGGCUUUAGCAUUUGACUAUAAAAAUAAAUAUGGCAAAAAAGGAACUCCUUAAACUGCAAGGCAAAAUUGGAUCUUUAUAGUUAAUCAUUUAGUAAAUAAGGGAAAUAAACGACAUUUUUAUAUUUUCCACAGUA
Microtus ochrogaster (prairie vole) is the source of this 995-nucleotide messenger RNA. RefSeq names its product ATP23 metallopeptidase and ATP synthase assembly factor homolog (gene Atp23). The record is from RefSeq and is a predicted model, not a curated record. Gene Ontology annotation, molecular function: metalloendopeptidase activity. NCBI's taxonomy places the organism in Eukaryota, Metazoa, Chordata, Mammalia, Rodentia, Cricetidae. Gene Ontology annotation, biological process: mitochondrial proton-transporting ATP synthase complex assembly; mitochondrial protein processing.